Messenger RNA from Toxotes jaculatrix (banded archerfish), 2651 nucleotides. It is a transcript of the gene actr2a, whose product is annotated as actin related protein 2a. Lineage: Eukaryota; Metazoa; Chordata; Actinopteri; Toxotidae. The transcript is spliced from 10 exons. Gene Ontology annotation, cellular component: Arp2/3 protein complex; actin cortical patch. The record is from RefSeq and is a predicted model, not a curated record. The coding region runs from base 71 to 1255 and encodes 394 amino acids. Gene Ontology annotation, biological process: Arp2/3 complex-mediated actin nucleation. Gene Ontology annotation, molecular function: actin filament binding.
GGUGUGUCGGUGAGCUUGACGGUGUGUGCAGGAGGAGGAGGCUGCUGCCGGAUUCAUUCAAAACAACACCAUGGACAGUCACGGGAGGAAAGUCGUGGUUUGUGACAACGGAACCGGGUUUGUCAAAUGUGGCUAUGCAGGCUCCAACUUCCCCGGGCACAUUUUCCCAGCGCUGGUCGGCCGGCCAAUCAUCCGCUCCACGGCUAAAGUCGGCAACAUUGAAAUCAAGGAUCUGAUGGUGGGGGACGAGGCCAGCGAGCUGCGCUCCAUGCUGGAGGUGAACUACCCCAUGGAGAAUGGCAUUGUCAGGAACUGGGACGACAUGAAGCACCUGUGGGACUACACCUUUGGCCCAGAGAAACUCAACAUCAACUCAUGCAGCUGCAAGAUCCUGCUGACCGAGCCGCCCAUGAACCCGACCAAGAACCGAGAAAAGAUCAUCGAGGUGAUGUUUGAAACGUACCAGUUCACAGGAGUUUACAUCGCCAUCCAGGCCGUCCUUACCCUCUACGCUCAAGGGCUUCUGACCGGUGUGGUGGUCGACUCCUGUGAUGGUGUCACUCACAUCUGUCCUGUGUACGAGGGCUUCUCGCUGCCCCACCUGACCCGGCGCCUCGACAUCGCAGGGAGGGACAUAACGCGCUACCUCAUCAAGCUGCUGCUGCUGCGAGGCUACGCCUUCAACCACUCGGCGGACUUUGAGACGGUGAGGAUGAUGAAGGAGAAGCUGUGCUACGUCGGUUACAACAUCGAACAGGAGCAGAAGCUGGCGCUGGAGACGACGGUGCUGGUGGAGUCGUACACGCUCCCAGACGGCAGGGUGAUCAAGGUGGGAGGGGAGAGGUUCGAAGCCCCAGAGGCUCUGUUUCAGCCACACCUCAUCAACGUGGAGGGGGUGGGCGUGGCGGAGCUGCUCUUCAACACCAUCCAGGCCGCGGACAUCGACACCAGAGCUGAGUUCUAUAAGCACAUCGUCCUGUCCGGAGGCUCCACCAUGUAUCCCGGCCUGCCGUCCCGCCUGGAGCGUGAGCUCAAACAGCUCUACCUGGAGCGAGUGCUCAGAGGAGACGUGGACAAGCUUUCAAAAUUCAAAAUCAGGAUAGAGGACCCCCCCCGGCGCAAACACAUGGUGUUCCUGGGCGGCGCCGUGCUGGCCGACAUCAUGAAGGACAAGGACAACUUCUGGAUGACGAGGGAGGAGUACCAGGAGAAAGGGACGAGGGUGCUGGAGAAGCUGGGAGUCACUGUCAGAUAAAACACAAACAGCAAAAACACCACACCAACCCUCCACCCCCACCCCCACCCCCACCCCUGCAUCACUCACCUUGAUGUGUCUGGACGGUCACACGCUGCGUCACUUUGUAAAGCACAGAGCGGGGGACUGAUUCGCCCACGACACGAGAAAAUAAUGAGAUGAAGUGAGCUGAUGUCAGCUUCUCACAGAGGGAGGAGAUGAGACUGAUGCUGUGCUCACAUCUGUGUGGGAAACAUGAAGCUACAUCCAGCAGCCAGUUAGCUUAGCUUAGCAUAAAGACUGGGCACAGGGGGGAACCAGCAGCUGCUGCCAGGUGGACUUCACUCCCCUCAGACAGAGCCAGGCUAGCUGUUUCCCCAUGUCUCCAGUCUUUAUGCUAAGCUAAGCUAAUAGUCUCCAUGUUUAAUGGACAGAAAUAAAACGUGAAAUGACAGAGUGCUGAUAGAGAGAAGCACAGGUCAGUCACAGGAGGCCGGGUCCAGCUGGCUGUUUUCAGGGUGGUGAUGGUGAUGAUGAUGAUGAUGAUGAUGAUGAUUAGUCAUGUAUGUGACCUCUGCUUUAUGGAAAAUGUUCUACCUGCUCUGUCAGGUAUUAAACCUGUGGCGUGUCAGACAAAUGAGACCUGAAGGAACGGAUCAUUGAAAACAGCUGAUUCCCUCUGAGCAGCUGUUCUCUGGUUAAAUAACGAGAACUGAAACUGACCAGCUGUGAUCUGAACACGUGUUCCUGACCAAACACCUGUACCUGUGUCUACCUGAGCGUGAACGUUUGUCCAGCUGUGUUUAGGUAACCGUCACACAGGUGGUGUGAUGGUCCUGGAUCAGUGUCAGUAAGAAGUUCUGCUGAAGCUCGAUUAGCUUUGUUGUUGUUGUUGUUGUUGUUGUUGUUGUUGUUGUUGUUGUAGAGCAGUUCACCAGCCGGUGUUUGGAGCUGAGCAGUGGGACUGCAUGUUGAGCUGAGUGACUUCAGAAGUUCCCACAGUCAGAAGGCUUUCACCCACGCCUAAAUAAACAGGACAGCACCAGCCAAUCAGGAGCUGACUAAUGCUCGCCUGUGUCAUCGACCUGCAGGACGGAGUGACCACCUGAGGACACGAGCAUUUUUACUCUCAGCAACGUGAGGGCUUUGAAAACACAUCACGUUUUUCCUGUGUUGAAAUGUUGAAUGGCUUUAAAUACUACAGUUCCCAUGAGCCUCAGCAGCUGUGUGAUGCGGGAAAACUGGCGCGGUCGCUCUGAGGUAUGAACCUCUGUCUGUUUCAUCUGGAUUUGGACUCAGCUGAUGUUUCCUCUGACAUUACAGGAGCAGGUGACGGAGAUGAAGUUUGUAGUCUGAAGAAGAAUCCGGUGUGGGGGGAUGGAGCCCACACACACACACACACACACACAUACACACA